Molecule: messenger RNA, 1752 nt
Organism: Cydia amplana
Lineage: Eukaryota; Metazoa; Arthropoda; Insecta; Lepidoptera; Tortricidae
Product: nose resistant to fluoxetine protein 6-like
Exons: 11
Coding region: 1-1752 (583 amino acids)
Molecular function (GO): acyltransferase activity, transferring groups other than amino-acyl groups
Source: RefSeq, a predicted model, not a curated record
AUGGCUGAGCGUAGAACGAAACACGUGGGGCAAAAUACAGAGUAUGACCGUUUGCCGCCGCUAUUUAAGCUGGACGAUUACUACCCGUGCCUGCGCGGGCCCGGAGACCGCUACUGCUACGUUAACGCAAUACUGGUCGCCAACGGCAGCAGUGAACUGCUUCAUUUCAUACAAGAAUAUUCCGCCGCCAACACAUUCACACAUUACGACCACAAUUUAAUACAUUGGGGCGUCUGCGUGACGAAGACAUGUCGGCAGUACCUCGGCAACUACACAGUUCAUGAGACCCUCGAAGCCUGCCUCAACUCCUCGCUCCAGCAGACCCACCAGCUCCAAGCCAGGCUGGUGGAAGAGAAAGUUUAUUGCACUGACUUUGAGGAGAAUGAUAACGUAGAAACUGGGGAGAUUGUUGUGGCUACGUACCACGACCCGCUGUUCCACAUAUUCUACAACGGCAACCUGAUCGUGCAGACUUUCUUCGUCCUGUCUGGCUGUCUGCUGGCGUUCAAUCUUCUGCUGGUGGAGGAGAAGGCGCAGCUGACGUGGCCGAGGUUCCCUAGAUAUGUCGCGCUCAGGUGGAUGCGGUUAACCCCACCUUACGCUGCAGUGCUGGCGGUGAUCGCCACUUGGAUGAAGAGGUUCGGAGACGGACCUAUGUGGAAGCCCGUGGUAGGCAUAGAGACGGAGGCCUGUCGUCGUGACUGGUUCUACCACCUUCUGUACUUAAACGACUACGUCGACCACUCACAGUGCAUGGCGCAUACCUGGUACCUUGCAGUAGACAUGAAGCUCACAGUCUUGGGGCUGCUGGUGUUCUACCUGAUGAAGAGUUGGCGUGCGCGGAAGAUCGCGAUUGGCGUGGCGUUCGUUGUUGGCGUCGUCGCGCCCGCGGUCUGCACCUACUUGCAAAACUUGAACGCUAUACAUAUCGUUUCGCCUGAAGUCGCUCGCAACUACUUCGUGGAAGACCCGACCUUCAAUAACUUGUACAAGCGGACGCACACCAACAUGGUGUGCUACGCCAUGGGCUUGGCUCUCGGCAUGUGGGUCUACAAGAGGAUGCAGAUGGACGUAGACGUUACUAAGUAUAAGAAAUACCGGCCCAUCUACUGGGCAACGGUCCCCAUCGGAGUACUGCUGUGUGCCCUCGGCGGCAUCUUCUACAUGGACGGUCUCCAGGUGCCCAUGCUGGCGCGCGUGCUGUACUCGCCGGGCAUCAAGCUCAUGUUCGGGAUGUUGGCGUUCGUGCUCAUUACUGGGACCAUCUUUAAACUGGAGAGUAACAAAUCGGGAAACACAAUUUUAAAUUUCUUUCCGCUGAUAUCUUUCUCUGAAUUUCCAGCCGUGUACCGCGGCUUUCUCGAGUGGCAAGGCUGGGCGGUGUUCGGCCGCGUCUCCUACUGCGCAUACAUCGUGCACGUGGCUGUCAUUCGGACGACCACGGCCAAUCACGCCACCUUGCUGCACACUAACUUCUUACAGAUCGUUUUGACAUACUUCUCCCAUCUCGUGACAUCCUUCGUGAUAGCGCUGCCCUGCUGGAUGAUAAUCGAAGCACCCUUCAACCAGCUAGUCAAGCUCUGCUUCUACCCUGCCCCCAAGGAUGAACCCCAAGAUACCCUCAAAAAUAUGCCCCGAGAAGUUACCCUCAAAAAUAUGUCCCGAGAUAUAGACACAACAGAUGUGAAACCAGUUUUUGUGGUUAGAAACAAAGAGAAAGACUUUGAUGGAACGGUGGUGUUGAAAUUAUAA